This is a messenger RNA of Drosophila rhopaloa, 1271 nucleotides long. RefSeq names its product diuretic hormone class 2 (gene Dh31). Lineage: Eukaryota; Metazoa; Arthropoda; Insecta; Diptera; Drosophilidae. Bases 129 to 485 code for a protein of 118 amino acids. Gene Ontology annotation, biological process: body fluid secretion. The record is from RefSeq and is a predicted model, not a curated record. Gene Ontology annotation, molecular function: G protein-coupled receptor binding; diuretic hormone activity. The transcript is spliced from 5 exons.
UUCAGUUCAGUCUCAAAGCGGUGCAGUCAGCAGCAGUAACGUGGAACCGAUCUAAAAUAUAUUCGAACUUUCAACAGAUUUAAAAUAAAGUGUUUUGUGAAUUUGUAAAAAGAGGAGACAGCCGCACAAUGAUGACAAACCGAUGUGCUUGCUUCGCCUUGGCGUUCCUGCUCUUCUGCCUCUUGGCCAUCUCGAGCAUCGAGGCAGCUCCAAUGCCCAGGUACCAAUCCAAUGGCGGAGGAUAUGGAGCUGGCUAUAACGAGCUGGAGGAGGUGCCCGACGACCUGCUGAUGGAGCUGAUGACUCGCUUUGGACGCACCAUCAUUCGGGCACGAAACGAUCUGGAGAACUCCAAGCGAACCGUGGACUUUGGCUUGGCACGGGGAUAUUCGGGAACCCAGGAGGCGAAACAUCGCAUGGGUCUGGCUGCGGCCAACUUCGCAGGUGGACCAGGACGAAGGCGGCGAUCGGAGACCGAUGUCUAAGUCGGCAGGACGAGGCCGGGCUGCGUAUCCUGUGGACGUUAAGGACGAGUGUCAACUUCUCAACUUAAACUUGACCCAUUCGACUCUAUUUAGAGCUUUAAUUUGCAUUAUGUUGGAUUGUUUGUUAUUCAUUGUACAUAUAUAUUUAUUACGGAUCUAUCUUCAUGUACUCACCGUAUGUUUCUUUACAACUGUUUUGCAUUAUUAUGAGAAAUAACUAUUAACAGAUAUCGAAAUUAUAUAUACCAAUGGCGAACACCCAAAUAAAAACGUUAAUCUGUUGCUCCGAAAGAAACUGUUGAACACUAUUUAUGCAAAUCUCUAUCUCAGAUUGAACUCAGUUUUAAUUACUCGUCUUAACCACAAAAUAUGAGGAAAACUUAAGAGAAGAGAAGGAAGAAAUUUAAAUAAAUAUCUUAAAUAUAUAUUCAAGUGUAAGCAAAAUCGCGCAAAAAAUCUUUAACUAGGUAUGUCUUACAUAAACAUAAAAGCUACACAAAAACACACUUUCGGCCCCCAAACGAAGCCAUCAAAACCCCAACGAAACUGAAAGUUUAUUUCAACAAUAGCCGAACAGUCUCUCGCAGACUUUUAAGUAUUGUAAAUAUAAAUUACUAAAACACACGUACAAGUAAUGCGAUACAAAUAUAUAUAAAUAUAUAUACACUUUCGGAAUUCUACUUGCAUAUAUUUAAUAAUUACUGUGUCUAUGGAAAAGCUGCAAACAUAUUACUUAUCGUCAGUCGGGACACGAUCAAAUAAAAGUCUACAUUUUGAGAAACUUCA